GCUUGAGCUCCAGCUCCCAGUCGCCCACCAGCCUCCCCCCCCAGCUCCAGCGCAGGCGCGACAAGACAUUUCGAAGCUUCAAUUCGACAUUUGCUAGGUCAGGAACUCCGCCGCCAAAAUUCACCAGCACGAGCUUUGCGCCAAACCUUGCAACUCCAAGCUUCGGGGGGUUUGCAGCUUUUUUUUUGUCACAACACCAAACACGACAAGACAGACCAGACAGACGCCACACAAUCCCACACACCCCAACAUGGCACAACCACUCGGCACUAACAAUGCCCCAACCGACAUCUAUGGUGGAGACGAGGUUUCUGCUCUCGUCCUCGACGCGGGCUACGUGAAUACCCGCGCCGGUUUCGCAGGCGAAGAUGUACCGAAAUCAGUCCUCCCCUCCUUCUACGGCUCCGUCGACGGCCGUCACGUCUUCGGCGACGAGUGCCUGAUCCCCCGCGACAACUUCCAAGUCAAGAACUACAUGUCGCGCACCGAAUCCGUCGUCGAGGACUGGGACGCCGCCACCAAGCUCUGGGAACACAUGCUCAUCGGAAGACUACAGCCCGAGCGCGAGACCCCUCCCUCCAAGAACGGAUUGAACGAGGCGGACGGCGAGGGAGAUGUCGCCAUGGACGACGCCAAUGCCGCCGAGAACCAGGAGAAGCCCCUCGCCGAGAGCCCCCUGCUGAUGACCGAAGCACCCUGGAACUCGGGCAAGGCUCGCGAGAAGGUGAUCGAGAUUGCCAUGGAGAACUGGGGCGUGCCGGCUUUCUGGCUCUCGAGAACACCAGUCGCUGCUGCAUUUGCUGCCGGCAAGGCGAGCGCACUGGUUAUCGAUGUUGGAGGUGCCAACACGAGUGUCACGGCCGUUCACGAUGGCAUGAUCCUCAAGCGCUCCAUCCAGAAGUCCCCCGUCGGUGGCAUUUGGUUGUCCUCACAGAUCCGCAGCAUGUGGGAGAGCAACGAGCCCAAGGUCGACGUCGUGCCUACCUUCAUGGUCGAGAACAAGACCCCCGUUGAUGCCGGUCAGCCCGCUCAGGCCAGGUUACGAAAGUUCGGCUUCGACAUCCACCCCAGCUUCCGCGCUUACGAGGAGGAGCGUCUUCUUACCGAGUUCAAGGAGUCAGUCGUCGAGGUGUGGAGAGGCCCCGGAAAGUACAGCAACCCAGGAAACGAAGAACUGGUCAAGAGCCAGCCCGGCCGUAUCUUUGAGAUGCCCGACGGUGCCAACCAGAUGUGGCGUGAACAGCGGUUCCGCGUCUCGGAGGGCCUGUGGGAUGACGCCGCACAAUUGCACGUCUCCGGUUCCGACCCCAUCACAAAAACCCAGACCAUUCCCGAGCUCGUUCGCAACUGCCUCAACAACGUCGAUGUGGACUUGCGACCUAACCUGCUGGGCAACAUUGUUGUCACUGGUGGUUCAAGUCUGCUUGCCGGCUUCAACGACCGCCUUACCAACGAGCUGACCGCCAUGUAUCCUGGCAUGCGGAUCAAACUCCACGCCUCAGGUUUGACGACAGAGCGCAGAUUCGGUGCUUGGAUCGGAGGUAGCAUCCUCGCCAGUCUGGGUACAUUCCAUCAAAUGUGGAUAUCCAAGAAGGAAUACGACGAGAACGGUGCAGGCAUUGUUGAGAAGCGAUGCAAGUAGAGGGACUUGCUCUACAGCUUUAAACCCAUGGGUCAAACUAGUAGCAAAAAUUACAGCCUUUUACAUGAUAUUUUACGGCAGACAGAAUUAGGCAGAGGCGUAUGGCGUUGGCAGGGCCUGGUAGACCGAAUCAGAUUGCCCGUAUACUCGCGAGCCAAAAAUAGGGAUAAACCUUAUAGAAAAAGCUUGCUUGUUAAAAUGACUUUCCUAAGCCAGAUAGCACAGGCAGCAUCACCGCGACAAUAACGUGACCGUGUAAUUAAAACGACUCUAUACGUG
Molecule: messenger RNA, 1921 nt
Organism: Truncatella angustata
Lineage: Eukaryota; Fungi; Ascomycota; Sordariomycetes; Amphisphaeriales; Sporocadaceae
Product: actin family
Exons: 2
Coding region: 251-1642 (463 amino acids)
Biological process (GO): regulation of transcription by RNA polymerase II
Cellular component (GO): NuA4 histone acetyltransferase complex; SWI/SNF complex
Molecular function (GO): chromatin binding
Source: RefSeq, a predicted model, not a curated record